GCGUCUUGUUCCAAAUUUCAAAUUCCCUCGGCGACGAGGUCGAGGGAGAUGAGCCGAACAUUCGAGCUUAUUUUUGGUUUUGAAGAUUCGACUCCUAAAGACGUGGAAGAGCUCGUCGACGAGAACGAAACCCCUCAAGAGAUAGAAGGGAAGGAGCAGGUUGAAGAAGAAUCUCAGGAGGAACAACGGCGACAACAAUGGCACAAAAGGACAAAGAGAACUUCAGCCUACGUUGCUGUAUUCGAAGAAAUCAUGAACGAGAUAAUCGACCAUGAAUUGGAGCUGCUGAGUGACGAGGAAAGACGGAUUUUGCGAGCAUUUUCGCAACUGCCUUACCUAUCAAAGUAUACUCUGAGCCGAUUACUUCAACGAAACCCCGGUCAAUGGCACCCAAUCUCAACGAUUGAGAAAUUCAAGAAAGAAACCGGUGAACAUGGUCUACUGGCAAGCGUUAAAGACCUCUGCACGCUAUCGGUCUCACGACUUCUUUCGAGUUCAGUCAAGAAGGAACCCUCAUGUUCCGAACCUCCAGCACACGAAGUAAUUGAUCUCACGUUGGAUUCGGACGACGACAACGAUUCGGAACCCAUUCCUGCUGGCAGGUCCGAUGCAUCUACCUUGAAACUACAUUUCGACUCAAACAGCUGGUUUUUCUGUGACGACGAAUCCAAGUUGGAGUUGAAAGAAGCUCUUCAUAGGCUUACAACUCCGGAUCUACACGCCCUUGCUAAAGAUUUCAAGUGUACUAAAUCUGGCAAAUCCAAUAAAGACGAUGUCAUUAUUGCGCUACUCGAACACGCUCGAGGGCAAACCGUUAUUUCUUUGGCUCAAAGUACUCCCGACCGAAAAGGCAAAGGGACAGCGAAGGACUGCAAUGAUCUCAAACAAACUACCCUCAAGGGUUUCCUCAAACCCAAAGCACAUUGUCGGAACCAAGAGCAGAUAUUACUCAAGAGAGCUGUGGAUAAGCUUGGCAAAUGUGUGCGGGUCAAUCCACAGUUUUACCGCCUUGCCAUACGACUACAUAUAAUAUAUUAUCGGAGCACGGAAAUGCCACCGAAGCCCUUCACUCCAUCGCUCUUGGCAACGUUCAAGAAACGGUUUUAUCCUCAAUAUACCCAUAAUCGCAGUGUCAUCUGGCCCACCCGAGGCGGGUUCGUCGAAUACGAGCGAGCACUCCAACUACAACAACUGAUGUCGGAAGCUGAGAUUACAGAUCCAGAUUCGGAUAUGGAUUCACAUCACCACAACCCGGGAAAAGGGAAAUGGAAGAAAAAAGAGAAAGAGAGUGAAAAGGAUGGAGAAGCCAAAGGAGAAACGAAAGCUGCUAUAAGAUCCCGGGCGAUACUAGAGAUAUUUGAAAAAUCUCAGGUGGAGGAGUUGUGGGAUGCCUGUUCUGCCGCUGAAGGAAUGAAAUGGUACAUAGCUAGAAGACCAGAAUUGGAAAGAUUUCAAUCCGGUCAUAUCCUUACGCGCUUGAUGUACAAAGCUGCAGCUGCUUGUGGUCCACUUCGAGAGUAUGACGAAGAACUUCGGUUGUUGAAUAAACUUUUAGGACAAAAGUUUUGGCGGAGGGGAAAACGUGCGGAGUGGUAUCGACGCAGAGCGGUCGUGAUGACUAAGAAAAACGAUAAACCGGUACUUCAGCAAGCGUUAGAAGGGAUAGAAGAGGCGUUGCAUGAUCCUGAUACUCAUCUCGUGCUCCGACCAGAUCUGUUCGAACGGUACAAAAAACUCGAAGCACGACUUAGAAUUCCCGAACGCUUGCGGAGCAAAGUGGAACACGAGUUGCGAAAGCCGGUUUCUGUACGGUUUACUGGCCACAGAGUGUAUUCAACUCAAGCAACGCAACCAUUAAAGCUGAAAGUCCCAGCUUCUGGUUCUGAGGAUGCGGGUGGAGGUGGAAGUAGUGUGAACGCAGAAUUGACUUCGUAUUUUACGAAGGUACCUGUACCAAUCGACACAGAAAAGGAGGAAGCAGCAAGGUUGGUUUCAGAGGCCGCUAUGCGUUCCACGCCGAAAUGGGCAGGAAAGUCAAGAUGGCGAGGUGAGGGAGGUGGGGAGGUUACCGUUGAGGAAUUGGCUCUGCAAUAUUACGCGAAACGGGGUUAUAACGGCUUCCAUUCCGAAACUAGAAUCCUAACAACGGUGUUUUCCCUCCUCUUCUGGGAUGUCCUCUUCGCAAAUAUACCUGGUGCAUUCGAAACCAGAUUCCAAGCUGGCCCACUUGAUCUCGCUGAAGACUCGUUCUAUUAUGCUAGGAAAGACGCGAUUGAACAGAGGUUAAAGGAGAUCCAAGAGGGAUAUGCAAGGAAGAUCGUGGAGAGGCAUGAUACCCUCUAUCGCGGGCGGAAUACGUUAUGUGUGGGUGUCAGAUGGGACGUUUGUUCCCCGGAAGAUUUGUUGGAAGCGGUUGAGUGCCUCAAAACCGAGACGUUGAUAAGCAUCUGCCGCUUAUUUUGUGAAGACUAUGCUGCCCGAGCACGUGGAGUACCGGAUCUGUUCGUUUGGGACUAUGGAAAACGGGAAUGCAAGUUUGUGGAAGUGAAAGGUCCGGGGGAUAGACCAUCUGAGACGCAAAAGCUCUGGUUCGACACACUUCUUGCCGCUGGGGCGGACGUUGAAAUUUGCAGUGUCGUCGCGCUGACGUUCAAAUCCGUGAACAGUAAGAAGAGGAAGAUGAAAGGGACGGAGAAGGUAGAAAGACCCCCCGAGCAUGCGGAAUUCAAGGAGGAGGACGAAUAUCAACCAGAGUUUGAUGGCGAUGAUUCGGAGGAGGGAGGUGGGCAUUUAACACCAUCGUCAUCACGGAGGUUGCGGUCGGCGACGUUGGUGCGGGAUAAUAUUGAAGUCGGAGAAAAGGGUGCUCACGGGGUUGAAUCUACGUCUCAACCAAGGGCGUUAUCCGUGAAGUGGCAUUUGGAGGUGGAGGUGAACGCCGUGGUGUCCCCAGCCCCAAGUCCUCGGAAGAAGCACAAGUAUAUGUGAUCUCCGUGGUGUUCAGCUUUUUUCAUCUUAUUCCUUUCUGAUCUUUUUUUUCGAGGGUUAUCUUUAUUCAUCUAUUUAUCAUGUUGUUCUAUAAUGUAUGCUGUUACUACCCUCCAUGACGACGCAAGGACACCGUUUAUUAGAAUCUGAAGG
Molecule: messenger RNA, 3141 nt
Organism: Marasmius oreades (fairy-ring Marasmius)
Lineage: Eukaryota; Fungi; Basidiomycota; Agaricomycetes; Agaricales; Marasmiaceae
Exons: 12
Coding region: 49-2988 (979 amino acids)
Biological process (GO): interstrand cross-link repair
Cellular component (GO): nucleus
Molecular function (GO): 5'-3' exonuclease activity; 5'-flap endonuclease activity; flap-structured DNA binding
Source: RefSeq, a predicted model, not a curated record